AUGCAUCACUCUAUUCCUGAGGCUUAGAUUGCUCACAGUUACACAAGACUGCAGAGCAUGUUGUGCUUCUAAAGGAUGUCUAUGGCCUUGUUUUCUCCUCCUUCCACUCAUCUCCCAUCCUUCCCUGCUACAGUUUCUGCAAAACCCACUUUCAACCAAAAGCCUUAUCUCUCUUUACCCUCCAGAAGAAAUCUGCUUUUGUUAUCCAGAAAGGCUACUGAUAAUGUAGCAGCAGGUGUGGUGGGUUCAGCUGCUGUUGUAGAAGAGGAGAAAGGGGAGAAGAAGAAGGAAGAAGCUUCUCCCACUGCUUCUGACCAGGAGUUGAAGAAGGAGGAGAGCUCUAUUGGGUCGAAUGGGGCCGCCUUGUCGGCGGUGACGGCUGUGCCUAAAUUUGAAGAUCCGAGAUGGGUUGGUGGGACUUGGGAUUUGAAGCAAUUUGAGAAAGAUGGGAAGACCCAUUGGGAUUCCGUUAUCGAUGCGGAGGUCAGGAGGAGGAAGUGGCUUGAAGAUAACCCAGAAUCAUCAAGAAAUGAUGAGCCUGUAGUCUUUGACACUUCCAUUAUACCCUGGUGGUCAUGGAUCAAGAGAUUCCACCUUCCUGAAGCCGAACUGCUUAAUGGUCGUGCUGCGAUGAUUGGUUUCUUCAUGGCUUAUCUGGUUGAUAGUUUAACUGGGGUAGGACUUGUUGAUCAGAUGAGCAACUUCUUCUGCAAAACUCUCUUAUUUGUGGCUGUAGUUGGGAUACUACUGAUCAGAAAGAAUGAAGACUUAGAAAACCUAAAGAAGCUUCUGGAAGAAACAACUUUCUAUGACAAGCAGUGGCAAGCAACCUGGCAGGAUGACACUGUCGAUGGCUCUAAGAAGGACUAGUUGUCUUGCAGUCUUUGAGUUUGUCCUCCCAAUUUCUCAUGUUCAUUUAGUUUUGGGAUUGUACCUCAUUGUAGUUCUUUUGGAUUUUGCAUAGAUGAAAGUGAGGAUUUGAUUCUAAGAUAAGAAUUUUCUUUUCCC
This is a messenger RNA of Telopea speciosissima, 1008 nucleotides long. Its product is annotated as light-harvesting complex-like protein 3 isotype 1, chloroplastic. Bases 76 to 870 code for a protein of 264 amino acids. The record is from RefSeq and is a predicted model, not a curated record. The transcript has 3 exons. Lineage: Eukaryota; Viridiplantae; Streptophyta; Magnoliopsida; Proteales; Proteaceae.